GCCCUGGGAGUCCGUGAGAUGCAAGAUCCACAGCGCCACACUGCCACACCUAGAUGGAAGCAGAAGCAGUUUUACACACAGACAAAUUCAGUUGUCCACAUUUUUCUAGUAUGUGACACGCGUGGGCUAGGAUCCAAGCCACAGCCUGGGUCGGAGUAUUUUCCGCGUCUUCCGAGAAGGGUGGCUGAGGAUGACGCUUGGAGAGAUUGUGGCGUGCAGCUGGUCUUGGCAUGGUUCAGAAGCCACUGGAAGUCGCAGACGCAGUGUGGCAAAGGCGGGGACGGCGGCGUCCCUUUUUUUGAACCGGUGGCAGAUACAACGACCUGGAAUUUGAAUGAGUCGUUCCGAAGUAUCAGGGUGCCUUUGCAGAGAUUGAGAGCAGCUGAUGUGGGCCCGACUGCGGAUGCGCCUUCUAUACUCCUGGACAGCAGCAAGGAAACCUUGUAUCACGGCACCCGAGCCGGGGUUCUGUGCUUGAUUCUUCGAGACGGCCUAUGCGCAUCGCCGAAAAGCCACAACGUCACGGGAGUUUGGCUGACCGAAGAUCUGGAGUGGGGGUUUCACUGGGGGCGUACGCCGCUAGACGAAUUCCCAGGUUGCGUCGUCGAAGUCGAGGUGACUCUGCACGGCGAAACCGACAAAUCGGCAGCGGCAAUAAGCAGACAUGUUCCUGAUGCAGAGCUCAAAGCAGUGCAUCUGCAAAUUCCCUCGGAGGACUGGGUGGCAUUCGUGAAGGACUUCCGCACGGCGAUUUGGGAGGUGGCUUGCACUUUCCCUGGUGGUAACAGCGGAAGGAGGCAGAAGAACUCGUACCUCAUCGAACUUACUACGAGUCGCUGUUCCUGUUUCCAAGUUGCCACAAGUGCCUCAUGGAGGGCGCGUCGCGAGAAGUAUCCUGUGUGCACAGUCCGGCAGCGAGAACGUCUUGAAUCUUUGCAGUGGAACUUACUACCGAAGCCCAUGCAGAGUUUUUUUAUCAGACAAUUUGGGGACGACUUUCCAAAGUUGUGCAACGAGGAGGCUGUUAGCUUUGACUCCGAAAGCUUGCAGGUCUUGCAGAAUACACAGGUGUGCAGCGCCAGGAAGGUCGAGAACGAUGCUGUGGGAGAAGAGGAGGCCAUGCAGAGAGUAAGGCAAGCAGUGAUGGAAUAUGCUGCAAGUCGCGUGCAGGGUCUGGGUCUUCCUCCGACAAACCUUGCAGCAUAUGAAACCUCUGAUUCCUCUGACAUGCAGCGUGCACGCGCCAGCAAUGCCAGCAAUGGUAGCAUGGAAGGGGAACAAGCAACAAUUCAGAAAGGCAGCUACAAGAGGCCAGUCAGGCGAAUUCGUUGCUACACCCAGAACCCUCAGCUUUGGACCUUGCUCUGCCUUCACAAGUCACAGCAGACAGUGCAUGUGACCUAUGUCGACACCUUGGAAAAGCAGGCAGACACUGCAGUGGAGGCGGCUGUGCAGGCACUGAGCUUUGUCAGAGCAGAUCUGCGAGCGCCAGCCCGUCAGAACCGCACGUUUCAGUCAGAUGGCUUGGUCUCCUGCGGCUUGCUUUGCCUACAAUGGUGUGAGAGACAGUCCAGGGAUUUCAUGAAAGUGGGGCAACUUCCCUACGUCAGCUCAGGACGUGAGCUGGCAGUCAGGCUCAUGGAAUGGAUCGCCAAGCUGUUGCAGCAGCGGCACUUGAUGGAAGCGAAGGCAGCAGAGAGAGACAAGCCAGUGAACACAGACAUGCCUCCCUUGCCACCUCCAGACACGCCGCCGCCGCCAUGUGUGCCAGAUGAGCCCGCAAAGACAGAAGGGAUUUUGUUUGGUUGCUCGAAAUGCAGUAUGCUGAAGUCAGGCUGCUUGGCCUGUGCAUCCGGUGUGAAGGAUCCAUUUCUGAAGAAAUGGCUGGACUGCGUGUGCUUCGUGCUGAAAGGCUGGACCACGACAUGGUCAGAGAGGCUCCGCAGCCCAGCCAUUCUCCAUUCUCAACGAAAGCAGUCACAGCCAGAAAAGUUCGAUU
Messenger RNA from Cladocopium goreaui, 1999 nucleotides. Lineage: Eukaryota; Dinophyceae; Suessiales; Symbiodiniaceae. The record is from the annotation of a GenBank genome assembly.